AAUCAAUUUUCGUUUUCCGAAACCAAAACAAAGUCAACAAUCUCGGUAAACAAUGAUUUGAUUUCGUCAAAAAUAUCUCCAUACAGUAAAAUUCGUCAUUCGUUUCUCUCUCUAGAUUCAUCAAAUUUCAAAAACCCAGAAGCUGGAUUCAAGGAACAGAUGUCUUUCUACAAAACCAAUUUCUUCGAUCCUCAAUCGGCGGCGGAGAAGGCCGUUUCCGUCAUCGGAAACGGGUACGACCUCAACUCCGAUAUCCGAUUAACUGGUUGUAAACCUGGUCCCUCUGGUUCGACCUUGAUCGAUCUCGACGGAACCGUAACUAAAGACCUGCUGGUUCCCGGUGGCAUCGUUGUUCCCAAUGUUUCCGCCUCUAUCAAGUGCGAUAAAGGGGAACGCACCAGGUUUCAUUCCGAAGUCGUUUCAUUUAAUCAGAUGUCGGAGCGAUUCAAUCAAGAUGUAUCUUUAUCGGGUAAGAUACCUUCUGGUUUCUUCAACUUGAUGUUUGGUUACAAGGGGUGUUGGCAGAAGGACGCCUCUACAACCAAAAGUCUAGCUUUUGAUGGUUGGUUUAUAACGUUGUACAACAUCGAGUUACAGAGAUCGCAGAUCGCAUUAUCUGAGAAGGUGAAGAUCGACGUGCCGCCUUCAUGGGAUCCUGCCGCCCUUGCUCAGUUUAUUGAUAAGUAUGGUACACAUAUCGUUGUUGGGGUUAAGAUGGGAGGCAAAGAUGUAAUCUAUCUAAAACAGCUACAAACUUCAGAUCUAGAGCCAAGAGAAGUGCAGAAUAUAUUGAAGCAAUUAGCAGACGAAAAUUUAUCCGAGGACGUGAAGAAAACUUCCGAGAAGUCGGUGAAGCAAAAGGAUGAACGGUCUGUAGCGUGGGACCUCCCUCCGGGUUUCACGAACUCGCUAAGACCAUCCAUCAAGUUGCUCUCGAAGAAAGACGAUUUAAUAAGCAUUCAUGUUCGUCGAGGAGGGAUUGACAACGAUCAAAGUCACAACGAGUGGCUUUCGACUGUAUCACAAUCGCCUAACGUCAUCUCCAUGUCGUUUGUUCCAAUCGUUUCGCUUUUAAAUGGUGUUCGUGGCAGCGGAUUUCUUACUCACGCAAUUAAUCUGUACCUUCGAUAUAAACCGCCAUUAGAGGAACUCGAGCAAUUUCUUGAAUUCCAACUGCCACGGCAAUGGGCUCCAGCAUAUGGUGAUCUUCCGCUUGCUCCUCGACACAAGGCUCGAUCAUUGCCAUCUCUUCAGUUUACGUUCUUGGGCCCUCGGCUUUAUGUCAACACAGUGAAGGUUGAUUCUGGGAAGAGGCCGGUUACGGGGAUACGGUUGUAUUUAGAAGGAAGGAAGAGCGAUCGGCUUGCCAUCCAUCUUCAACAUCUAUCUACGCUUCCAAAAACGCUCGAACUUUUUGAUGAUUUCAGUGACGAACCAAGUGACGAGUUUGCUGGAAAGGGAUACCUCGAACCAGUCAAGUGGAGCAUCUUCUCUCAUGUGUGCACCGCCCCGGUUGAGUACAACGAGACCCGCAUCGACGACUCGGCUUCCAUCGUGACCAAGGCAUGGCUUGAGGUCAAAGGCAUGGGCAUGAAAAAGGUUCUUUUUCUUCGGUUAGGGUACUCGAUGGUGGGGUCCUCAAAGAUCCGCCGGUCCGAGUGGGACGGACCAUCGAUGCACUCUAGGAAAUCGGGAAUGAUGUCGAUGUUGAUGAGUGCACCGUUUAGCACAGGGCUCACCCCUGCUGAUCAGAACUCCCCCGUGAAGGUGGAUUUGAACUCCGCCAUUUAUCCAAACGGGCCACCAUCGAGUGCACCGAAAAUGUCGCAUUUUGUUGAUACGAAGGAAAUGGUGCGUGGACCGGAGGAUCCACCAGGGUAUUGGGUGGUGACCGGAGCGAAACUGUGCACGGAGGGCGGUCGGAUUCAUGUAAAAGUGAAGUAUUCGUUGUUGACGAUAAUUUCGGAGGAUUCGAUGUUCAUAUGAGCAGCCAUUGCAUUGUUGGAUUUAUGAUCUUCAUGUGUAUAUGUGAUUUCAUAUAAAUUGUACAUCCGGAUUCAUCAAAUAUAGCAUC
Messenger RNA from Cynara cardunculus var. scolymus (artichoke), 2074 nucleotides. Its product is annotated as MACPF domain-containing protein NSL1-like. Lineage: Eukaryota; Viridiplantae; Streptophyta; Magnoliopsida; Asterales; Asteraceae. The record is from RefSeq and is a predicted model, not a curated record. Gene Ontology annotation, biological process: plant-type hypersensitive response; regulation of salicylic acid mediated signaling pathway. Gene Ontology annotation, cellular component: plasma membrane. Bases 160 to 1986 code for a protein of 608 amino acids. The transcript has 7 exons.